CACACAGAUGGCCAGUCCGCCCCUGCAUGGGACACAAACCGCAGUCUCUUGGGGAGAGAACCAAGCUGGUGUACUCCAUGUACAGCCGCAUGUCUGCAGACACAGUGAAGGGGAACCUGGUGACGCUGGGGGUGGACUUCUUCGUCCUGGAGGAUUCCUGGUGCACCCGGAGAACCAGGCCCGGGUGCAGCAUGCCAGAGAUCUGGGACAUUGAGGAUUCCCAAAACGUUGGUAAAGGUCCCCUUUGCACCCACAUGUCCAGAAGCUCACGACCCCACUUCACCACAGUCUUCUCCAACGACAUCUACAAAGUUCUUAAAGUCUCCAAAGAUCUCAGAUAACACCGUGAGAUGGACUAGUUCAGCACCUGUUGAUCUUUCACUAGGUUUUGAUCAGUCACUGACAUUGCUGCUUUUUACUCGAAGCCCAACAGUUCCCCCUCUUUGCGGUGCUCUGAGUCACUGAGCGGUUGGACAUUUCGCCCUGACUUCUCAGUAUCUGUGGACUGUUGCCAUCUUUACUGUUGCAUUGUUUUCAUACAGCAAUGUUUCCAUUACGCCAAAAGGUUUCCUAGCUUUUUAUUGUUCCCUUGGUUCUGUCAUAUAGAAUCUUUACUUUCAGAAACUGUGUUUUCAAAGACAUGCUGUUCAUACAUCAGUAUUAUUUCUUAAUGUUAGGAAUUUAUUUUCUUUGACUUUUUUGUCUGGCAGGCCCAAUCAUUGAUGUCCACAUACUGUGAAGCAAUACAAUUUGCAAACUUGACAAAAUUAUUUUUAUAAUGUAUUUGUGUGUAAGUAUUUUAAUGCAAAAGUUGUUGAAAUGUUUCUUUAGAGGCCAGCAGUGUUUAAAGAGUCUUUGGAAAAUGAUGUUCCCAUGUUUGGAAGCUUUGAAAUACAAUUUUAACUGCAUAUCAUUCAGCUUUCAGGAGGCAAACUUUCAUUCCUAAUCCAGUUAUAAAAUGACAGAAAGAGUUGUGUUUUUUAUGGCAAAACAAGUAGACUGCCUCUAACUGUGCCCUGUCAGAACAACAAAAAAUACCCACAUUUGUUGUGAAAUACAACUGUACGGCCUUAAAAAGGUUAUCUUUCUUUCUUAUUGUAUUUUUUGCCAAAGGAAGUCUUGUUAUUAAUGCUUUCUACAG
Molecule: messenger RNA, 1141 nt
Organism: Trematomus bernacchii (emerald rockcod)
Lineage: Eukaryota; Metazoa; Chordata; Actinopteri; Perciformes; Nototheniidae
Product: probable C-mannosyltransferase DPY19L1
Exons: 3
Coding region: 27-341 (104 amino acids)
Cellular component (GO): nuclear inner membrane
Molecular function (GO): mannosyltransferase activity
Source: RefSeq, a predicted model, not a curated record